AUGGACCGCCAGCGCGCCGAAGAACGACCCGCCGCCGUGAGCUCAAUUCCAAUAUACCGCGCACACGCAACAGCCGAACAACCCAUCCCCGAGACGACCGAGAAGAGCAAGCGCCUCCUCUCCACCCCCAACGCAGCCAAAACUCCACGCCGGCCUCUCAUCACCGAGUCGAUCCAGUGCGGAACUUCGCCCUUCAUCGCUCACACGGGCGGGGCGCUUCCCCAGGCCCGGGCCUACGCGAGAAACCGUUCAGCUCAACGAGACUCCGUCAAGUCUACGCUACAUCACUAUGACGCCUGUUUCCGCUCUAAAGAGCAGGCAUCAUCGACAAGAUCCUGGUGCAACGAAGUUCCAGUUGCCCUCCAGGUAGAAGCUGCUAAAUCUUUCUACCAAGCGUUUACCGAGGAACGGACGUUGCCGGUGUCCCUGCGUCUUCUGCUGCAGGAAGACACCGCCUUGCGAACUCGCCACCAUGCAGUGGAGGGAUCGCUUGUCGCCCUCCAUGAUGGCGCCGGAGCUGACGUGUGCCGCGAGUGUCGCGUCAGCUUCGACAGUGGACGGCUGCCCAAGGCCUGCUCUGUCAACAACAUGGCCAUCGGUUGUGAGCAUCGGUACCCCGACGAGCUUGAUGACCUCUCUCCCGUCGAAGAGAAGCUCAUUGCCCUACAUGCGCCUUUUGGCUAUAUCACCAAGUUCACAGUGGACAACAAGACCCGUUCGGGAAUCAGCUACCGCAAGCACGUGAAAGGACAUAUUGUCGUCUUUCCGAACAAGGUGGACGAUCUUGUUGCCACCGUUCUUCCCCAUCCCUUGCAAGCCAUUGAGAAUAUCCACGUCUCUUGGAGCGGCUCGGCUAAGCCUGGCUCCGCAGACGUCGGACACCUGCUUCGCUUUACAAGCAUCGAUGAACUCGUAAACUCCAUCGAUCCUAUCUUCAUCGCCGAAUCUUGCGAUUUGGACUGUGCUCUGUCGACUGAGCAGACUCAACCUUCCCCUGGUGAGCCGGCGACUCUUGUCCCCGACUCGGCCGCCAUCGGCCAGGAAGUUGAUCCUGUCUACGAGACGUCUACGUCCGCAUGUUUCCUGGGUCCGGCUGCCUUCGCCGAGACCGAUAAACUGUCGUUUCUGGCCGACAUCGUCAACGCCAAUCCGGACCAACAGGGUACCUCUGUGCCAUGCGUUAUGCAGGUCCGAACUACAGGAGACCAGCCGUUUGUCCGAGUAGAGCGUGGUGCGGAUUUUGCAGACAACCUGCGAAGAUUUCUUCCCUCGAACAUUUCCGAAGCUUUUCCCGUGGGAAGGGCGGCCCGAAAUCGAAGGGCGACUCGAGUCAUGGCCGACAAAGCGACGCUGCCGACCGUCGUCCGAAUCACUCUCUUCAAUACUGGGCCAGAUACACUUGAGCAGGCCUAUGCGAACUUGACCGAGGACCGACUGAAGAGGGCCGAGGCGGAGAUGCGGAGACGAGGACUACGUCGGACCCCGACAUAUCGCUCUUGCUUCGCGAGCUGUCGAUCUUUGGCCAUGCAGCCGCUCUCGAACGAAUCCCGUUUGCUUAUGCGGAGGAAGAUACAAGCUCUGGACAUCCGCGCCGGUAUGCCUGCAAUCUGGAUUACCAUCAGUCCCAACGACAUCAAUAACCCGGUAAAGAUGAAGCUUGCCAUUCAUAGGCUCCACGAUUAUGAGUCUGCGAAGGAGCUUUUGGCCGAUCUCCGUGAAAAGUACGACAGGAUCGCCCUGGCACCAUGGAUCCAGCUCGGCCAUCUUCUUCCACCGAGAAAUAUCCUAUUCUUUGAAAAGUAUGUGAAUACAGGCCGGGAAUCGAUCUUCGGGAAGAUCAGCCACUACUACGCCACCGAAACGAACGAGCGAGGCAGCCUCCACUUGCAUGGACUCCUCUGGCUGGACGGCAACAUGCGGUUACCGAACCUGAUAGACGACAUGGCCAAUCCCGGGAAGAAUCAUAUCGUGCCCAGGUGA
Molecule: messenger RNA, 1980 nt
Organism: Hirsutella rhossiliensis
Lineage: Eukaryota; Fungi; Ascomycota; Sordariomycetes; Hypocreales; Ophiocordycipitaceae
Exons: 5
Coding region: 1-1980 (659 amino acids)
Source: RefSeq, a predicted model, not a curated record